Molecule: messenger RNA, 1290 nt
Organism: Volvox carteri f. nagariensis
Lineage: Eukaryota; Viridiplantae; Chlorophyta; Chlorophyceae; Chlamydomonadales; Volvocaceae
Exons: 8
Coding region: 292-1290 (332 amino acids)
Biological process (GO): regulation of signal transduction
Molecular function (GO): protein phosphatase inhibitor activity
Source: RefSeq, a predicted model, not a curated record
CGUUAUUUAAUCUUUCCGAUAGCCCUUCCAUUAGAGCUGCCGGACUCGUUUCGCUUGAGGAUAGGUAGUCCUUAUCACCUGUUCGACAGCCAAGCAGUUUAUACGAAUCUAAGAACCUGGUACCAUGCACGCCUUUGACGCCGCUUUCUGAUAAUGUAGUCUGUUUGCGUUCCCCAGCGUUGCGGACAGAGUACUUGCUCCAGCUUGCCUUUUCGAUCCAGUCUUCAUCGGUGAUUAGCUCUUUCACCAGCAGACGCUGCGCCAACGGAGCGGGUUGGGGGAGGUUGCCAAAUGCGUAAGGCCGGCAGCGCCCGGAAGCGUCCAGCGGCGGGCAUAAGGUGGGAUGAGCAAAACCUCGAGGAGAACGAAGUUAUCAAGGCAAGCAUCAGUAAGACGAAGAUCGACGAGCCGAAGACGCCCUAUCAUGGGCCGCUAGGUGAACAGCACAUGGAGGAUGCAGACGACGGUUUGCAACCCCUAGAGCUGGACAGCCAUCACCAGCAGCUACCGUACUCACUUGGAGGCAACCCUGCAGCUGUUGGAGAGAGCGAAUCUGCAAGCAGCAGGGCUAUAACCUGUGCAUCCUCAGCUGCCGUAGCGGAGGCGGCAGCAGGUCCGCAGCCUCCGCAAGCGGGAGCGGGAGGAGCUGCUGUUGCGACUGGUGCUGAAGGGGAGGAUGGGCGGGACGCGUCCUGUGAAGCGGCUGGGCCCAGCGGACCGGCGGAACACAAGCACGGGCACGGACACGGGCAUGGGCACCACGCGCACUUCGAGUCCUCCUCGAUGCAGUCCACGGACCCCCCGGCCACGGAGCCAUUAGAGAGCCGCUCGGGCUUCAGCUCCGAUUCUGAACGCCGGGCUUCGCUUACCGGUGGCAGCGACGGUGAUCAGAACUGCGACGAGGCACGCCGAAAGUUUGAGCAGCUAUGCGCUUUAUUUUACACAGGGCAGCGGCCACGUCAGAGGCGUAAGGCGCAUUACAACAUGCGGGCUGCUCUCCGCCGCGCACGGCUGCUGCUACACGAGGAUGGCGAGGGUGAUUCCGUUGCUGGCGAGGGUGAUUCCGAUGAAGCAAAGCAGGAGGAGGGCGGGGUGGGUUCCGAUUGUACAGCGACGAGCGAGGGGACCUCCGAUGUCAUGAUGGAGGACGUGGGGAAGCAGCUGUUCACCUAUGACGGGCAAGUGAUGGGUUUGCAGUACCUCUGCAUGCUAUAUGCAUACAAUUGCAUGCCAAAGACUUUUGUGACAAGUCCACACAUCUACAGUUUGGUCCAGUCCAUCUACGAGUAA